Molecule: messenger RNA, 2243 nt
Organism: Musa acuminata AAA Group (dessert banana)
Lineage: Eukaryota; Viridiplantae; Streptophyta; Magnoliopsida; Zingiberales; Musaceae
Product: DNA-directed RNA polymerase subunit beta'
Exons: 2
Coding region: 152-2233 (693 amino acids)
Biological process (GO): DNA-templated transcription
Molecular function (GO): DNA-directed RNA polymerase activity; DNA binding
Source: RefSeq, a predicted model, not a curated record
CGAUCAUUGGAGGAAGAGUAUCUAACCCAGAAGAUGCUCCAGAAUCUUUUCGAUUGCUCGUUCGAGAACUACGAUCUUUAGCUCUAGAACUGAAUCAUUUCCUUGUAUCUGAGAAGAACUUCCAGAUUAAUAGGAAGGAAGCUUGAUCUGAAUGAAUCAGAAUUUCUAUUCUAUGAUUGACCGGUAUAAACAUCAACAACUUCGAAUUGGACUAGUUUCUCCUCAACAAAUAAAGGCUUGGGCCAACAAAAUUUUACCUAAUGGAGAGAUAGUUGGAGAGGUGACAAAGCCCUAUACGUUUCAUUAUAAGACCAAUAAACCAGAAAAAGAUGGAUUGUUUUGUGAAAGAAUCUCUGGGCCCAUAAAAAGUGGAAUUUGUGCUUGUGGAAAUUAUCGAGUGAUUGGAGCUGAAAAAGAAGACCCGAAAUUUUGUGAACAAUGCGGGGUGGAAUUUGUUGAUUCUCGGAUACGAAGAUAUCAAAUGGGAUACAUCAAACUCGCAUGUCCAGUGACUCAUGUGUGGUAUUUGAAACGUCUUCCUAGUUAUAUCGCGAAUCUUUUAGAUAAACCCCUUAAGGAAUUAGAAGGCCUAGUAUACUGCGAUUUUUCUUUUGCUAGGCCCAUAGCGAAAAAACCUACUUUCUUACGAUUACGAGGUUUAUUCGAAUAUGAAAUCCAAUCUCGGAAAUACAGCAUACCACUUUUUUUUACUACCCAAGGCUUCGAGACAUUUCGAAAUCGAGAAAUCUCUACAGGAGCAGGUGCUAUCAGAGAACAAUUAGCCGAUUCAGAUUUGCGAAUUAUUACGGGUAAUUCAUUAGUAGAAUGGAAGGAAUUAGGGGAGGAGGGGUCCACUGGAAAUGAAUGGGAAGAUAGAAAAAUUAGAAGAAGAAAGGAUUUUUUGGUUAGACGCAUGGAAUUAGCUAAACAUUUUAUUCGAACAAAUGUAGAACCAGAAUGGAUGGUUUUGUGCUUAUUACCAGUUCUUCCUCCCGAGUUGAGACCAAUCAUUCAGAUAGAUGGGGGUAAACUAAUGAGUUCGGAUAUUAAUGAACUCUAUAGACGAGUUAUCUAUCGGAAUAAUACUCUUACCGAUCUAUUAGCAACAAGUAGAUCUACGCCAGGGGAAUUAGUAAUGUGUCAGGAGAAAUUGGUACAAGAGGCCGUGGAUACACUUCUUGAUAAUGGGAUCCGUGGACAACCAAUGAGGGAUGGUCAUAAUAAAGUUUACAAGUCAUUUUCAGAUGUAAUUGAAGGCAAAGAGGGAAGAUUUCGUGAGACUCUGCUUGGUAAACGUGUCGAUUAUUCGGGACGUUCCGUCAUUGUCGUGGGUCCUUCGCUUUCAUUACAUCAGUGUGGAUUACCUCGAGAAAUAGCAAUAGAGCUUUUCCAAACAUUUGUAAUUCGUGGUCUAAUCAGACAACAUGUUGCUUCUAACAUAGGAAUUGCUAAAAGUAAAAUUCGGGAAAAAGAACCCAUUGUAUGGGAAAUACUUCAAGAAGUUAUGCGGGGGCAUCCUGUAUUAUUGAAUAGAGCACCCACCCUGCACAGAUUAGGCAUACAGGCGUUCCAACCCUUUUUAGUGGAGGGACGCGCUAUUUGUUUACAUCCAUUAGUUUGUAAGGGUUUCAAUGCAGACUUUGAUGGGGAUCAAAUGGCUGUUCAUGUACCUUUAUCUUUGGAAGCUCAAGCGGAGGCUCGUUUACUUAUGUUUUCUCAUAUGAAUCUCUUGUCUCCAGCUAUUGGGGAUCCUAUUUCCGUACCAACUCAAGAUAUGCUUAUCGGACUCUAUUUAUUAACGAUCGGGAAUCGUCGAGGUAUUUGUGCAAAUAGGUAUAAUCCAUAUAGAUAUAGUUGCGGAAACUACCAAAAUAAAAAGGUUGACAAUAAAAAAAAUGACUAUAGGUAUACGGAAAAGAAAGAACCCUAUUUUUCUAGUUCCUAUGAUGCACUUGGAGCUUAUCAACAGAAACGAAUUAGUUUAGAUAGUCCUUUGUGGCUCCGAUGGAGACUAGAUCAACGUGUCAUUGGCUCAAGAGAAGUUCCCAUCGAAGUUCAAUAUGAAUCUUUGGGUACUUAUCAUGAGAUUUAUGGGCACUAUCUAAUAGAAGGAAGUGUAACAAAGGAAAUCCGUUGUAUAUACAUUCGAACUACUCUUGGUCAUAUUUCUUUUUAUCGGGAAAUAGAAGAAGCCAUACAGGGGUUUUGUCGAGCCUACUCAUACGCUAUCUAAACUAAGAAAU